CCUCCUGCGGGAGGCUAGAUUGAGCGGAGAGCUAAGGGCCCUGCGGGGGCCUGUGGCCGUGUCUACGUAGUCUACUCCUUUAGUCUUACGUUGAGGCCUUGGCAGUAACGCGGACCUCUGCGCUUGGGAGUUAGGUAAGAAGCGCGUGCCCGAGGUGCAGUACCCGGAGGCCCGGUGUGUCUGCUCUGGAGCUUCAGGGAUCUCGUGAGCCAGUUCGUCAGGCCACUAAACGCUGGCUGGAGUCGCCUGCGGUAGGAUUCUUUGGAGAUCAAGCUUUCUUUGCUUGAAGAGGACGUUUGGCGGCGUGUCGCCUGCGCUGGUGCAGCCGGGAGAGAUGAAGAAAACCCUGCAGGAUGAGAUUGAAGCCAUUCUUCGGAAGAGGAUUAUGGUGCUAGAUGGCGGGAUGGGGACCAUGAUCCAGCGGUACAAACUAAGCGAAGAAAAUUUCCAAGGUCAAGAGUUUAAAGACCACAGCAGGCCACUGAAAGGCAACAAUGACAUCUUGAGUAUAACUCAGCCUGAUGUUAUUUACCAGAUUCAUAAGGAAUACUUGCUGGCCGGAGCAGACAUCAUUGAAACAAACACUUUCAGCAGCACUAGUAUCGCCCAGGCUGACUAUGGCCUCGAACACUUGGCCUACCGGAUGAACAAAUGCUCCGCAGACGUGGCCAGAAAAGCCGCCGAGGAGAUAACUCUGCAGACAGGAGUCAAGAGGUUUGUGGCUGGAUCUCUGGGUCCGACUAACAAGACACUUUCAGUUUCCCCAUCUGUGGAAAGGCCAGAUUACAGGAACAUCACAUUUGAUGAGCUUGUUGAAGCAUACCAGGAGCAGGCCAAGGGACUGCUGGAUGGUGGGGUUGACAUCUUACUCAUUGAGACGAUUUUUGAUACAGCCAAUGCCAAAGCAGCCUUGUUUGCGCUCCAGAAACUCUUUGAAGAGAAUUAUGCUUCUCCCAGGCCUAUCUUUAUUUCUGGGACCAUUGUUGAUAAAAGUGGACGGACUCUUUCUGGCCAGACAGGAGAGGCUUUUGUCACCAGCGUGUCUCAUUCAGACCCCCUGUGCAUUGGAUUAAAUUGUGCUCUGGGUGCAGCUGAAAUGAGGCCUUUCAUUGAAACAAUUGGAAAAUGUACAACAGCUUAUGUCCUCUGUUACCCAAAUGCAGGUCUUCCCAAUACCUUUGGUGAUUAUGAUGAAACACCAGCCAUGAUGGCCAUGCACCUGAAGGACUUUGCCGUGGACGGCUUGGUGAAUGUAGUUGGUGGAUGCUGUGGUUCAACGCCUGAUCACAUCAGGGAAAUUGCAGAAGCUGUGAAAAAUUGUAAGCCAAGAGUUCCCCCUGAUAGUGUUUUUGAAGGACAUAUGUUACUGUCUGGUCUAGAGCCCUUCAGGAUUGGACCAUACACUAACUUUGUUAACAUUGGAGAGCGCUGUAACGUGGCAGGAUCCAAGAAAUUUGCUAAGCUCAUCAUGGCAGGAAACUAUGAGGAAGCCCUGAGCGUUGCCAAAGUGCAGGUGGAAAUGGGAGCUCAGGUGCUGGAUAUCAACAUGGAUGACGGCAUGCUGGAUGGUCCCAGUGCGAUGACCAAAUUUUGCAACUUCAUUGCUUCGGAGCCUGACAUUGCCAAGGUGCCCCUGUGCAUUGACUCUUCCAAUUUUGCUGUGAUCGAGGCGGGGUUGAAGUGCUGCCAAGGGAAGUGCAUAGUCAACAGCAUCAGCCUGAAGGAGGGGGAGGAGGACUUCCUGGAGAAGGCCAGGAAGAUUAAGAAGUUUGGAGCUGCUGUGGUGGUUAUGGCUUUUGAUGAGGAAGGACAGGCAACAGAAACAGAUGUUAAAGUCAGUGUGUGCACUAGAGCCUACCAUCUACUUGUGGAAAAAGUGGGCUUCAAUCCAAAUGAUAUCAUCUUUGACCCCAACAUCCUUACCAUUGGAACUGGAAUGGAAGAACAUAACUUGUAUGCUAUCAAUUUUAUUCAUGCAACGAGAGUCAUUAAGGAAACAUUACCAGGAGUCAGAAUAAGUGGAGGUCUCUCCAACCUAUCCUUCGCCUUCCGAGGGAUGGACGCCAUUCGAGAAGCAAUGCACGGUGUUUUCCUUUAUCAUGCAAUCAAGUUCGGUAUGGACAUGGGGAUAGUCAAUGCCGGCAGUCUCCCCGUGUACGAUGAUAUCCAUAAGGACCUUCUUCAGCUCUGUGAAGACCUCAUCUGGAACAGAGACGCUGAGGCUACUGAGAAACUCUUACGAUAUGCCCAGACUCAUGGCAAAGGAGGGAAGAAAGUCAUCCAGACAGAUGAGUGGAGGAAUGGCUCGAUUGAAGAGCGCCUGGAGUAUGCUCUUGUGAAGGGCAUUGAAAAGCACAUUGUUGAAGACACUGAAGAAGCCAGGUUAAACCGGGAAAAAUACCCCCGGCCUCUGAAUAUAAUUGAAGGGCCCCUGAUGAAUGGCAUGAAAGUGGUUGGUGAUCUUUUUGGAGCUGGAAAAAUGUUUCUACCUCAGGUUAUAAAGUCAGCCCGUGUCAUGAAGAAGGCUGUUGGCCACCUUAUCCCUUUCAUGGAAAAAGAAAGAGAAGAAGCCAGGGUGCUUAAUGGUUCGGUUGAAGAAGAGGACCCUUACCAAGGCACCAUUGUGCUGGCCACUGUUAAAGGUGAUGUGCAUGACAUUGGCAAGAACAUUGUUGGUGUGGUGCUGGGCUGUAAUAAUUUCAGAGUUAUUGAUUUAGGAGUCAUGACUCCCUGUGAUAAGAUACUUCAAGCUGCUCUGGACCACAAAGCAGAUAUAAUUGGCUUGUCAGGACUCAUCACGCCAUCCUUGGAUGAAAUGAUUUUUGUUGCCAAGGAAAUGGAGAGGUUGGCUAUAAAGAUUCCAUUGUUGAUAGGAGGAGCAACCACUUCAAGAAAGCUGGGACUUGCACUUCUGCAUGCUCUGAGCAGGAGUCUGGCUAAGUAAUUGUAAGUUCCCUUGAAGAUGCUCAAACCUUGUAAGAAUUUGGAGACAGACUAGUGAAAAUGAAGAAGUCGGGUGGAGGACUUGGGGGAAACUAGGAUAAAAGACAUAAAGAGGAGAAUGUUCACAUUGACUCACAUAGGCAGUGUUUAACUCAAGUUCUUCCUGGGAUCGUGGUCAUAGUGAGAAUGCCGGGCUUCUGUAGCAUUUCUUACAUCACAGAUACUUGGUUUGCAGGGUGGUCCCGGUUGAACUGGGUAGUCCCACAGUGUGAAGUUUGUUUGUUUGUUUAGUGCAAAAAUGAAAUUCUAGUCUGGUCGUAAGAUUCUAGAACUCCUCACAGAGUGACAGAUUUAUUUUUAGGAAUUGGCUUGUGUGGUUGUAGGGCUGGAAGGUCUGGAAUCUGUAGGCUGCAGUAUCAGACAAGGGCUGCUAUUGCAGUCUUCAGGCAGAAGUUCUUUGUACAAGAGGCAGGGUUAAUGAGACUGCUUGAUAUUUCUCUGAAGUUUUUUAGCUUAUUGCAGAGGUUAAUCCAUUACAGAGGGUAAUCUACUGUGUCUACAGAUUUAAGUGUCUAUUACAUCUAAAAAACAUGUGGACUGCAUGCAGUACCAAACUGCAUAGUGUGGCAUACCCCAGCUCGCACACAGAAUUCGCCAUCAUGUUAUUUGUAGUGUGAAUGGAGAGUUCCCACAAGUAGCAGAAUAUUUAUGUCUUUACCUGUUGAUUACUUUUCAUACCGCGGUGACUUGACAGCUCUGCCAUUGUUGCUGAUGUUAACAAAACUGGAGUUCUUACUAGCAGAGUGGCUGAAUUAUUCUUACAGGAUCUGGUCGAACAUUGAUAAAGAGGAUUUGAGUUUGUUUUCUUUUGGUUCUGGAAUCUAUACCUAGGACCUUGUACUUGCUACUCAAGAUCUCUCUCACAGGCUAUGCUAUGUCCCCAGCCCACACUUUACUUAAAAUCUUGUCGUUUUUACUUUGAGACAGGGUCUCACUGAAUUGCCUAGUCUUGAACUCACUCUAGCCCAGGCUGGCCUUGAAUUUGCAGUCCUCUGUCUCAGCUUCCAAGUAGUUGGACAGUCGGUCUAUCUGGACCUCCAGGCCUGGCCCAUAACUUGAGCUUUAUGAAAUUAACCUGGUCUUUUGCUUAGGUGGAAAGUGGCAAGAGGACCUGUGGAUUAUUGUCAGAGUGAAGACUUUAAGAAGUUGUGGUUAUGUAAUAUAACAAAUCUGUUGUCUACCUGGGACCCUGGUUCAUGCUAAUAAUAUAUCACAGUUUGCUUCAUUAAGAUCAGAAAUUUGCUAUGUGGUCCUUUUUAUUACAAGAGCCAUCAGACAAAAGAAAAAAGCCCUCCUGAGACCCUGGUUGCUUCUCCUCAGGUAAUUGAGGGUUCAGUGACUCGUCUUUUGCCAGAUGACAGCUCAGGAUUUGUAUGGUUUCAGGAGACAGAUUUCUGAGGGUGAUAAGACUUUUUCAGUAGUAGCAUGAACCAGACAGACCUGUGCUUCUGAGACAUUCAAGGUCAAGGUAUAACCCUCCAGUGAAGGUUAGGGGUCAGAGAUGGGUGGGAAUAUACUUGGAGUGUCCCUUUUAAACCUGCAUUUAUAGACAAGAAAACCAAUUAUUAUUCCGUUCGCAGUAUGGGUCAUGCAGUAUCACAAAAGGAAAUCUGGCCUUUUUAUGGGCAGAACUUCACAAGGAUAUAUAUUCUGAAAGUCAGCUGUUAAAUUUAACUAAUGUAUAGCCAAUUACUGCAAAGUAGGUUUUGCAAUUACUUUUUCUUUGAAAAUUUAACCAAGUCACAUUGCUCUACUGUAGAGAAAAUUUUCUGAGUGAGUGUGAGUGUGUGUGUGUGUGUGUGUGUGUGUGUGUGUGUGUGUGUGUGUGCUUAGUUGCUCAGAAGUAAGAUAAGUAAUUUUAUCUUCCCGUUUGCACUAACCAUAAGCUUUCCAUAGAGAAGCUUAGAAUUUUAGGGCUGUUCUUACUUCCGAUUUAAUCUUGAUUUCUCUAUCUUUAUUUUUUUCCUCCUUUCUAAAAAAUUCUAUGUGUGUGGUGGGGGAGGGAGA
Molecule: messenger RNA, 5010 nt
Organism: Rattus norvegicus (Norway rat)
Lineage: Eukaryota; Metazoa; Chordata; Mammalia; Rodentia; Muridae
Source: RefSeq, a predicted model, not a curated record